Messenger RNA from Closterium sp. NIES-67, 1565 nucleotides. Lineage: Eukaryota; Viridiplantae; Streptophyta; Zygnematophyceae; Desmidiales; Closteriaceae. The record is from the annotation of a GenBank genome assembly.
ACAGAACUUGCUUUCUGUUCUUAGUAACUUCUAGAUCAGUUGAGAAGCCACGUUCAAGCAAGGCACAGCCCUUGGCAAGGAAAGUGCAGCCAUUAAUCCCUCGCAUCGCUCCACAACUGUUCCACGUUCACCCGCAGCGUGAGUACAGUCUUCUUGUUCCCGAGAUCAGUCUGGGUUGAUCCUUAUCUGCUCCCAUUCACAUCCUAGUUGAACAAAAUCCAUUUCUUCGUGCGAGGGGUGCUCAACCACUCUGGUUUUACGAUCAAACCAUAGUAAUUCGUCAACGCUUCUCUUCCCCGCCACGCCUCACGCGAUUUCGAGUCCUCAAGCUGGACAGAAGCCGACAUUCCCGCAAAUAAGGCACGGAAAUCAACCCUGGCCGCUGAUCCUCGCCCGAAACGUCCUCAUCCCCCGCAUCAAUGGCGUCCGUUCGAGUAUGCGUGGACCAUCACAGCCCAUUAGACGAUCCCUCCACGCCACGUCACCUAAUCGACGACAGCCUAUCGCCGUCGCAGAUUAUCCGGAAGAAGCUGGAAGACGUGGACACGCGCGUGCUCGAAGGCAAGCUUAGACUCCUCGACAUGCAGCGGCAGCUCUCCGCCGUCCGAUGCCAGCAGUUCGUCGAGAUGCUCGAAUCCGAGCUCCAAUCCGCCGCCGCCACGCCAGCAGCACCAUCACACACAUUAUCGCCCUCGUCGACGUUCCCGUCCGCGUCGCGGCCGCAUCGAACCCUAACGCGCAUCGGCUCGCUCGACCGCGACGGGCGCUCCCUGUGGGCGCGCAGCCACACCAGCUGCCAGCCAAUCAUCGACCCAGCGUGCUGCUCGCCGGUCCAGAGAUGCGGCUCGGUCGACAGAUGCGGAUCCGUCGAGCGCGACAGCAGCGGCCGGGGAUCGUCGAGUCGGAGGGACGCAGAGAGCAGCAGCGGCAGCGGCUUCAACUCGAGGGGUCGGCGCUCCCUAGACGACAGCAAUGGCGGCGGGAGCUGGCGCGACGAUCUGAGUUUCUACGAGGAGCCGCGGUCGCUGAGUCGCAGCCACACCAACCCGCCGUCGCCGGCUAGCCGGUCGCCCAAGAGCCCCCGCUGUAGCAGCCCGCGGCACGCCAGCCACGCGGCCGUGCGGCACAAGUCGCUGCUGCGCCACUCGAGCCUGCAGGUCGGCCAUGCCGCGCCCGCCUUGUGACUCAACGGAAUGUGCCUCUUGACUCUGAGAAUGUGACUCUGAGGAAUGUGACUCAGCCGUCGCUGUGACGAAGGGAUCAGUCACUUCCUAUACAUUAACUCGGCCUCUGGUCGUGACACUACAGCGCUUCGUGAUUAUAAAGGGCGGAGCGGAUGGGCUGCAAAGGCGGAGGGAGGACAGUGAAGCUAGUUCAGGUAUCCAACCGUUUUAUGUGGGAAUACCUCUUCCUACGAGCAUACUUCGUGCCAAUUCUUUAGUAGCUACCAUUUCUCAUAGUGUCUAAUAGGGCUCCCAUGUAAUUGAAUCCCAUUUUUGAGUUACACGCUAAUGUAAAGUGUUUCGCUAUUCUUUCCAAUUCUGUGUAUCGCAACUGCUUCAAGA